Molecule: messenger RNA, 1230 nt
Organism: Naumovozyma castellii
Lineage: Eukaryota; Fungi; Ascomycota; Saccharomycetes; Saccharomycetales; Saccharomycetaceae
Gene: TPK3
Product: cAMP-dependent protein kinase catalytic subunit TPK3
Exons: 1
Coding region: 1-1230 (409 amino acids)
Source: RefSeq, a predicted model, not a curated record
AUGUACGUGGAUCCCCAAAACCAUAACGAAAUUAGUAAAUUGGAUCCUGAAAUCUUAGAGAAAUUGAAAGAUGACAAGGAGGAUCAUACGGAUCACGUUUUGGAAGAUACUCCCGAGGAAAAUCACGAAGAGAAAGAUCAGCAAGAGAAUUUCACCAUUCAUACCACUAAAAGAAGAGAUGCCAAUGAAUUAAGUGAAUCAUCACAAAACCCAUCUGGGAAUAGUGAGAAACGAGAUACUCAAUUACAAAAAGUGCUCGGUAAGAAAACGUCAGGAAAAUACACAAUAGAUGAUUUCAAUAUAUUAAGAACAUCGGGAACAGGUUCCUUUGGAAGAGUUCAUUUGGUUCGUUCUGUUCAUAAUGGACGAUUUUAUGCUUUAAAAGUAUUGAAGAAACAAACCGUGGUUAGAUUGAAACAAGUUGAGCAUACGAAUGAUGAACGUAGAAUGCUAUCCGUGUCCGUACAUGCCUUUAUUGUUAGAUUAUGGGGGACGUUUCAGGAUUCUGAGCAUUUAUUUAUGAUUAUGGAUUACGUAGAAGGUGGUGAAUUGUUUUCAUUGUUAAGAAGAUCUCAAAGGUUCCCCAACCCAGUAGCCAAAUUCUAUGCAGCUGAAGUAUGUUUAGCAUUGGAUUACUUGCAUAGUUUGGAUAUCAUAUACAGAGAUCUAAAGCCUGAGAAUUUGUUACUUGAUAGAAAUGGUCAUAUUAAGGUGACGGAUUUUGGGUUUGCAAAAUACGUACCCGAUGUUACUUAUACAUUAUGUGGUACACCCGAUUACAUUGCUCCUGAAGUUAUCAGUGCGAAACCAUAUAAUAAAUCUGUGGAUUGGUGGAGUUUUGGUAUUUUAAUUUACGAAAUGUUAUCUGGUCAUACCCCAUUCUAUGAUUCCAGUACGAUGAAGACUUACGAGAAUAUCUUAAAUGCUCCAUUGAAGUUCCCCAAAUAUUUUACCCCUGAUGCACAAGAUCUCUUAUCGCGAUUAAUUACAAGAGAUUUAACGGAAAGACUUGGUAAUUUACAAAAUGGUACCGAGGAUAUCAAGAAUCAUGCAUGGUUUAGUGAAGUCAUUUGGGAUAAAUUGUUGGACAGAUGUAUAGAGACACCAUAUGAACCACCAAUUCAACAAGGACAAGGUGAUACUUCUCAAUUUGACAGAUAUCCAGAGGAAGAGGUAACAUACGGUGUACAUGGAGAUGAUCCAUAUGCUGAUUCAAUGACAGAAUUUUAA